Messenger RNA from Eremomyces bilateralis CBS 781.70, 1710 nucleotides. RefSeq lists its product as uncharacterized. NCBI's taxonomy places the organism in Eukaryota, Fungi, Ascomycota, Dothideomycetes, Eremomycetales, Eremomycetaceae. The record is from RefSeq and is a predicted model, not a curated record. Bases 205 to 1602 code for a protein of 465 amino acids. Gene Ontology annotation, biological process: tRNA N1-guanine methylation; mitochondrial tRNA methylation. The transcript has a single exon. Gene Ontology annotation, cellular component: mitochondrial matrix; cytoplasm.
UGUCUAAUCCCAUCUAUAAUAGUGCUAUCGAUCAUUUAGGAAGGGACUUGAAAAGAUAACCACAAGAGCUUGGAAUUGAAACCUAACUGAUCGUUUCCCUUGGGCUAAACAGGCACACGACACUCCAAAACAAGUCUCUUGAACAGAGCACAUGCCAUCCAGGAUUGCCACUACCAAGGAUUAAUAACUGGUCAUCACAAUGCUAUGAUGAAUCCUCCAGAACUUCAGACAGAGGAAAUGCUGCGGCCACCUGUGAACCGCUCCAUGCGGGUCCUGGAUCGGUCGUUUUUCAAUCGCCGUAUUCCCCUCUCCGCCGCUCGAAUUUUCAACAGCCAAAACAUUUCCGCUGUCCGGAAUACGCUGACGAAGAGUGGUGACGGACUCUUCCUACCUCGUAUUACGACGAUCCGAAAAGAUCCGGAUCCAUCGUUGGCUGCAUCCGGACGGAAAUGCUACCUCCUCAGGCCUUCCUUAAAACACAAUGACCAAGGCAGCUGGGGGCCGACGGUUUCUGAGAUGGUAUCGCAGCAAAAUAUAGGUGUAAUACCAUACGAGCUGGAGAUCGGCUAUAACGACUGGACUUACCAGGAAAUUAUGGAAGCCAUCUUACCGGAGGAGGCUGCAGAAGGAGAGCUGCCUACUGGAUUCACAAACGUCGGGCACGUUGCUCACUUGAACCUCAGAGAGCAAUAUUUACCACACAAGCAUCUUAUUGCACAGGUAUUGAUGGACAAGAACACCUCAGUCCGAACGGUCAUCAAUAAAGUCGACAACGUCGGAGAGGAGAGCGAAUACCGAACGUUCCAAUACGAGGUACUUGCCGGACCGGACGACCUGAUGGUCGAAGUCAGCGAAGAGAACUGCCUGUUCCGAUUCGACUACGCCAAAGUCUACUGGAACAGCAGACUGAACACCGAGCAUCACCGAAUGGUCAACAACUUCAAACCCGGCGAGGCAGUCUGCGAUGUUAUGGCUGGAGUCGGUCCAUUUGCGGUCCCGGCGGGAAAGAAAGGUAUCUUCGUCUGGGCCAACGAUUUGAACCCUGACAGCUACAAGUGGCUCGACGAUGCGAUUACGAGAAACAAGGUGGCAAAUUACGUGCGACCAUUCAAUGAAGACGGAGGAAAGUUCAUCAAACGAGCAGCCGUAGAACUAUUGUCUACCGAUCACGGGGUCAAGAAGGUCGUCAAGGGGCCUUCGAAAAGGAAGACCUUAAACGCCGAUGGACCUAAAGGAGCGGAUGUCGGCGAACAAUCGGUGGUCAUUAAGCAACCCAAGUUCUUCUCCCACUUCGUCAUGAACCUUCCGGCGUCAGCCAUUACAUUCCUGCCUUCUUUCAUCGGCAUUUACGCGGGACCUGAAUUUGCCGGACAGGAGAUUCCCAUGCCCAUGGUGCAUGUGUAUACUUUUGGGCUCAAGGGAGAUGACAAUACACCGGAAUUUGAAAGAAUUUGCCGUGACGCGAGCGAGUUGAUCGGCGCUCCAGUGACUCUCGACGACCCAGAGACAGAGGUCUUUGAUGUCAGAGAUGUGGCGCCGAAGAAGAGGAUGUUUUGUUGCAGUUUUCGAUUACCAAGAGAGGCGGCAUUUCGAAAGCCGUGAUAAAAGCGCUAAUAUCCAAUGUACUUUUCAAAACGUGGGUUCGUGGUGUAUCGCUUAAAAUCAAUGAACCGACCGUCAAUUCCACUCAUUGCAUUAAAUCAAUAGGAG